UUUCUCACUUUUAUACGGUCAAAUGACCCACUAAAAAAUUGUCCCAAUUAAAGUAGCACAUAUAUGGACCGAAAGCAAACUCCCAACGCGCCACCCUCUUCGCCACCGUUGCCGCCGCCGCUGCACCAGGACGACGCCGACGAAGAUGAUGAGACUGUGAAGCAGCUCAACCAAUGCUCUUCUCUAUACUUAUCUUUACAGGAUUGUCUGAUAAAUACUGACAGGAAUUGGAAGUCUUGUCAAAAGGAAAACUGGUUGGUUGCAGAAGUUCAGGCUCUCAAGGCAUGUAAUGAAAGAAGACAGAUGGACAAGAGGAGUUGAGAAAUCAUUUUGAUUUUCGGUGGUUAAGGCGUUUUCUGAAGUUGGAGGCUUA
This is a messenger RNA of Nicotiana tabacum (common tobacco), 373 nucleotides long. The record is from RefSeq and is a predicted model, not a curated record. NCBI's taxonomy places the organism in Eukaryota, Viridiplantae, Streptophyta, Magnoliopsida, Solanales, Solanaceae.